This is a messenger RNA of Thyridium curvatum, 711 nucleotides long. RefSeq lists its product as uncharacterized. The record is from RefSeq and is a predicted model, not a curated record. The transcript is spliced from 2 exons. NCBI's taxonomy places the organism in Eukaryota, Fungi, Ascomycota, Sordariomycetes, Thyridiales, Thyridiaceae. The coding region runs from base 1 to 711 and encodes 236 amino acids. Gene Ontology annotation, cellular component: mitochondrial small ribosomal subunit. Gene Ontology annotation, molecular function: structural constituent of ribosome.
AUGGCAAGGCACUUCAAAGCAGCGCGAGUCUUCCGGACUGCGCAAAAGAAUCUCGCAGUCCGGACAGUCGCAAGCGUCGAGGAAGUACCACCACCAUGGCUGAAGGUUGUCGAAUCCAUACCGCCGUCAGAGAUCCUCACGAGGCCGUAUCCUGUACAGCACCAGCCUCUGAACCCGCGUGCGCGAAAACCGAAGAACAUCUUCAAGCCGCAACAGAUCACCUUCGAAGAGGACGAAUACCGCCGAACCUUUUUCAGAGACCACCCGUGGGAGCUUGCCCGGCCCAGGAUGGUUAUCGAGAUGGAUGGAAAAGAUGCAAGGAGGUGUGAUUGGAGCAAGGGACUUCGGCAGCCUGGAAUUCCGCUGACCGGAGAGAGUGUUGUGCAACGACAACUCUGGCUGAUGCACAAUGUCCCCGAUAUCACGAAAGAACAGGCCUACGAUGCAGUUCGGCGAGAAUUCUACGCCUUGAGGCAAGAGGAAGAAGUGGAGAGGAGAAUCGCCCAGGAAGAGGCUCGCAUGGUGGGCGCCUACUUCGGCAAAUCAGCUAUGCAAGUAGGCAUGGAGCUUGAGGACGCGCAAUUCGAGAAGUGGAAAUCAUGGGCGGCAACUCAGACAGAGAAGAUCGAGGCCGAACGUACCGCAGCCUACACAUCCUUUGGUGACCAGGCUGAGACGCCAGAUGUGGUUGCUGAGGAGCAGGUUGUGUAG